AUGUCUGAGGAUGAGCUUAAUGAAGCUGUGGCCGAGUCAUCUGAGGAAGAGGUGACGGAUUCAGAUGCCGAAGAGACCCCGGAAGAACAGAAGGAGGAAAAGGAAGAUCAAGUGGCUGAAGAUAAGGAGGAGAAAUCUUUUAAAGAACUGGUAAGACAAUUGUUGUAUUGAGUAAAUUUCGGAGAGAUUCCUGUCAUUAAAUAAUGUGAACAUGGACUUACUAAUUCUUUACAUUAAAUGAUGUAUAUUAAUGUUUCAGGGACUUUGUGAAGCUUUGUGUGAAGCAUGUGACCGAGUUGGAUGGAAGACACCUUCAAAGAUUCAAUUAGCAGCUAUUCCACCAGCUUUGAAAGGCCAUGAUGUUAUUGCUUUGGCUGAGACUGGGUAUGCCGUUUUAGAUAAACGUUUCUUCAGUACCUUCCUUUAUAUAAACUUUUGUAUUCAUUACAGUAUAAGAAAAAAAUUUAUGGUACAUUAUUUUCUUAAUAGUUUUUGUUGUUUAGAUCAGGAAAAACUGGAGCUUUUGCACUUCCAAUCCUACAAAGUUUGAUGGAGAAUCCUCAAAGGAACUUUGGUCUAAUAUUGUCACCGACGAGAGAAUUGGCAAUCCAAAUUGCUGAACAGUUCACUGCACUUGGAUCUGUGAUUGGUUUGACAGUUGCUGUCGUUGUAGGAGGUAUUGACAUGGCUACACAAGCGUUGUCUUUGGCUAAACGGCCUCAUAUUAUCGUUGGUAAGUUUUAAGUCUUUUCAAGCGGUUCUAUGAGUUUUUACCAACAAACUACUAUCUAUAACGUGAUAUACAAACUUGUGUUUCAGCUACACCAGGUCGUCUUGUUGAUCAUCUAGAAAACACAAAAGGCUUCAAUUUGAGGAGUAUUCAAUACCUGGUAAUGGACGAAGCUGACAGGAUAUUGAACAUGGAUUUUGAAGUUGAAUUGGAGAAGAUCUUGAAGGCUUCACCCAAAAACAGAAGAACUUUCUUGUUUUCUGCUACAAUGACACAAAAAGUGUCAAAAUUGGAAAGGGCAUCUUUGAAGAAUCCAAUUAAAGUUGAAAUCUCGAACAGCAAAUAUCAGACUGUCGAUCAGCUCAAGCAAUAUUACUUGUUCAUUCCUUUCAAGUACAAGGUAGGGUUCUUGUGUUACAAAGGGACUUCUUAGGCGUCAUUUUUUAUUCUGAAUAUAGAGUUUACAUGAAUAAUUCAAAUUUAGACCUGUAAAAUUAAGAAUCUAAUGUGUGUCUUAUUUUAGGAGCCAUAUCUAGUGCACAUGUUGAACGAGAAAGCAGGUAACACAGUGAUCAUCUUCUGUAGUACAUGUGCAUCUGUGAUGAAGGUGGCCUUCAUGUUGAGGCAUCUUGGCUUCACUUCGAUUGCUCUACAUGGACAGAUGAAUCAGCCAGCUAGAAUUGGAGCAUUAAACAAGUUCAAGGCCAAAGAUUGCUCUGUCCUGGUCUGUACGGAUGUUGCUUCUCGAGGUAUGUUGAUCUAAUUAUAUUUUGUCGUUUUAGGCAUUAGAAAACGAAUAUUAAGAUUAAACUUAUAAAGUUAAACUAAAACAACGUAAAUUAUCAAAGGACAACUAAUAAUAAGAUAAAAAAUAAAUAAACUUAUAACAAUUAUUGUCGAUUUUAGGUUUGGAUAUUGCCAACGUUGAUGUAGUGAUAAAUUACGAUGUCCCAACCAAUUCCAAAGACUACAUUCACAGAGUUGGCCGUACGGCUCGUGCCGGAAAGGCAGGUGUAGCUAUCACGAUAGUCACCCAAUACGAUGUCGAGAUCUAUCAAAAUGUAGAGUCGAAUCUGGGAAAGAAGUUGGACGAGUUCAAAGUAUCCCACGAUGAUAUUAUGCCUCUGGUGGAACAUGUGACACAAGCCAUCAGGCAUGCUGCUCAAAGGUACAAGGAGACGAACGAGAGUCAGAAGAAGGGAAGGAAGGGCGAUGAUGGAAAUGGCAACAAAAAGAAGUUCAAGGGGAGGAGAUGA
Messenger RNA from Bursaphelenchus okinawaensis, 1986 nucleotides. The record is from the annotation of a GenBank genome assembly. Lineage: Eukaryota; Metazoa; Nematoda; Chromadorea; Rhabditida; Aphelenchoididae.